CAAGUACUUGCAUGGUGGCUUCAAUGACAGGUUUAGAUACUCUGCGGUGCCUUGUUAGGUCGAGAGCUCAACUACGAUAUCCACAAUCCCUUUCGCAUCAUACGCGCCAGGUUUUUCUCGGAUCGGAGUACGCUACAAUUCAAAACGAGACGUCUCUGUUUAUGUUCAACACACCUCCAACAUAUUAUUCUGCUGUCCGCACGGAGAGCGAAGCAUUAAAAAAACAAAACAUUUGGGGGAAUGUAACUUUGUACAGGAAGAAAGCCAACACGAAAGCGUCGUAUGAUUGGCCAUUCUGACUGGUUUUUUUUGUAUCAAACAUUGAGAUUUGUUGAUAAAUUGCCUUUGUUAGCUGGUAAACAAGCUAACUCAACGAACUUGGUCUGAAGCGGCGGGUGGUAGAUGGUUGUCACCCGCUCACUGAGCGGUGUGUCUCGGCAGGAGGAGCGCAUCGACUCCGCUGGUUGCAGUGGCGACAACCAACAGGCACAUGCAGGAUGAGGAGGCGGAGCUGAAGCUCAGCUGACCCCACCCAUUUAGUGUGACCUCCCUCCUACCCUCACCCAUCCAGCCAGCCGGGCCCAUGUUCUCUCCAGAGCAGGAAAAUAUCUCCCCCUCCUCCACCUCCUCCUCCAAAGUGCCGGUGAAAUAUGGAGAGCUCAUGGUGCUGGGGUACAAUGGCUCUCUACCCAACGGUGAUCGAGGCAGAAGGAAAAGCCGUUUCAGUCUGUCUAAGAGACCCAAGGCUAAUGGGGUCAAACCCAGCACAGUGCAUGCUGCCUGCACCGCACAGGCAGCUAAGGCUAUCAGCAACAAGGACCAACACAGCAUCUCCUACACGUUAUCCAGAGGUCAGACGGUGGUGGUGGAAUAUACUCAUGAUAACAACACAGACAUGUUCCAGAUUGGUCGUUCCACAGAGAGCCCUAUAGACUUUGUGGUAACUGACACGGUGGCAGGGAGCCAGAGUAACUCAGACACCCAGUCAGUCCAGAGCACCAUCUCUCGCUUCGCCUGCCGUGUCAUGUGUCAGAGGACGCCCCCCUACACCGCACGCAUCUACGCUGCCGGCUUCGACAGCUCCAAGAACAUCUUCCUAGGGGAGAAGGCUGCUAAAUGGAAGACGUGUGACGGUCAGAUGGACGGUCUGACCACCAACGGCGUGCUGGUGAUGCACCCUCGCCACGGCUUCACGGAGGACUCCAAACCGGGCGUCUGGAGAGAGAUCUCAGUCUGCGGUAACGUCUUCACCCUCCGAGAGACCCGCUCCGCUCAGCAGCGGGGCAAGAUGGUAGAGGCAGAGAGCCAGGAGCUGGUGGAUGGCUCACUGAUAGACCUGUGUGGAGCCACGCUCCUGUGGCGCACGGCCGAGGGCCUGAGCCGCACCCCCACCAUCAAACACCUGGAGGCGCUACGUCAGGAAAUCAACGCAGCCCGGCCCCAGUGUCCCGUCGGCUUCAACACCCUGGCCUUCCCCUCCAUGAGACGCAAGGACACCCCAGAUGAGAAGCAGCCGUGGGUCUAUCUCCAGUGUGGCCACGUCCACGGUUACCACAACUGGGGAAGCCACCGGGACAGAGACAGGCUGGACCGGGACAGAGACAGGCUGGACCGGGACCAGGAGGAGAGGGAGCAGGGCUGGAGCAGGGAGUGUCCUAUGUGUCGAGCCACUGGGCCGUACGUUCCCCUCUGGUUGGGCUGCGAGGCAAGCUUCUAUCUGGACACGGCUCCGCCCACCCACGCCUUCUCACCGUGUGGUCACGUGUGUUCCGAGAAGACGGCUAUGUUCUGGAGUCAGAUCCCGCUGCCACACGGAACACACACCUUCCACGCCUCCUGUCCCUUCUGCGCCCAGCAACUGAGUGGCGAGCAGGGAUACGUUAGACUCAUCUUCCAGGGCCCUCUCGACUAGGGGGACUAUUUGUCCUUGGUCGGAACUACUUUCCGUUUUGGUCGCAAAGGAACAACGCUUAGAACUUCCAACUGCCUGGGAUUUUGGGGCGGGGGGGGAUUUCUGGAAUGUUCUCUCCGUUUCUGUUUGUCUCUCUGUGCUUUUAAGUGACCUUUUCUAUUUUAGAUUUUUAUUGGGAAUGAAAACAAAGAUUUCUAUAUUUUCAUGUGAAACAAGAAGAGAAAGAAACCAACACUACUGGGUGAUAUCAUUUAGUUUUCUGAAAGAACUGUAAACUGUAUUUAUCUAUUAUACUGAUAUAUGACCACAUAUGGGUUUAUUCUCCUUUGUUGUUGCAAUAUCCAUCCUUAUACAUC
Molecule: messenger RNA, 2268 nt
Organism: Oncorhynchus kisutch (coho salmon)
Lineage: Eukaryota; Metazoa; Chordata; Actinopteri; Salmoniformes; Salmonidae
Product: E3 ubiquitin-protein ligase pellino homolog 1
Exons: 8
Coding region: 584-1912 (442 amino acids)
Biological process (GO): protein K48-linked ubiquitination; regulation of Toll signaling pathway
Molecular function (GO): protein binding; ubiquitin protein ligase activity
Source: RefSeq, a predicted model, not a curated record